Messenger RNA from Onychostoma macrolepis, 1226 nucleotides. It is a transcript of the gene pvalb5, whose product is annotated as parvalbumin 5. Lineage: Eukaryota; Metazoa; Chordata; Actinopteri; Cypriniformes; Cyprinidae. Gene Ontology annotation, cellular component: cytoplasm; nucleus. The coding region runs from base 765 to 1091 and encodes 108 amino acids. Gene Ontology annotation, molecular function: calcium ion binding. The transcript has 7 exons. The record is from RefSeq and is a predicted model, not a curated record.
UGAAAAUUAAACAUUGAAUGACCGAAAUGUCAAUGCAUCUGUGACCAAUUGAGAGCAAAAGGCGGCAGGCUUCCAGCUCAGUAACUGCAUAGGUUAUGAUGGGUUGAGAGAUGUGUUGAUCAUUACUGCGGUCAGACUGAAUCCCUGCUCCUCUAAUGAGUGACGAGCAGUGGGCAGCAGCACAAUCACCUCCCCAUUUGUUCUUCUUAUCUGAGUCAUGAGUUUAUAUCAUGACUUGGCAAGCAGCACAAAUUAUUCAACUGCUUCUCAGGCCAAUAAACACCAAGCUGUCAGCUCUUAUUUCGGCUCUCUUGCAUAAUGAAGUGAUGUCCGCUCACACAGAAGUGGAGAUGACCCAAUUGGACAGGGUGUUGUUGUCUCGAUUUGGCAUAUGUGUGGACAGAUCCAGGUGGAGUUUUAGACAGUCCACUUUACUGCCUUAUGGGUUUCAAGUACAAGGAAGCAACACGAUGACGCUAAUCAUCCAACAAACUGCUCAAUUAUUGAGACUUCUGAAAACAAACAUAAAAUACUGAUGGACCUUGUGAGAAGACAUAGCCUAUAGAACAUUGGAUCAAUCAAAUGCUCUCUAGAAUGAAGUGCACCAAAGAAAGGGGCAUUCUCACAACACGUCCCAGGACAUUCAAGUUGUUUAGGUCCCAGAACUGAGAAGGUCUCUGUUUCUUAAUUGUUCCUGAAGAUAUACCUGAAGAGGAGCUUCACUUCCACAGCCCGUUCGAAGUACUUUCUAUUUUUGAGGAAACAUGGCACUUGCAGGACACCUGAAGCAAGAUGACAUUGCUGCAGCUAUCCAGGCUUGUCAAGCCCCAGGGAGUUUCAACUACCAGACGUUCUUUGAACACGUGGGCCUGGCAGGCAAAGCUGCUUCUGAUGGGGAGAAGGUGUUCAAGGCCCUGGACCAGGACAAGAGCGGAUACAUUGAAAAAGAGGAGCUGAAACGCUUCCUCCAGAACUUCUGCCCGAAAGCCAGAGAGCUCACAGAGGCCGAGACCAACACUCUCCUGGCAGCUGGGGACAGUGAUGGAGACGGCAAAAUUGGCAUGGAAGAAUUCUGCGGCUUGCUGAAAUGAAAAUAUGGUGAAUGUCUUCACUGAGUUGAACUUCAUUUCAUGAUUCUCUCUUAUUUAUUUGCAUGCAUUAUCUGUGAUUGCUUUUUAUGUGAGUUGCUUAUUAAAAUAUGUUUAGCAAGUAAAAGUGCAAAUUGG